AUAAUUCCCUAUAUUGUGAUGCUGGUGCUGAUUCUCUAUUUCGUGAUGGUAAUGGUGGUUCCCUAUAUUGUGAUGGUGGUUCCCUAUAUUGUGAUGGUGGUUCCCUAUAUUGUGAUGGUGGUUCCCUAUAUUGUGAUGGUUGUUCCUUAUAUUGUGAUGGUGGCAGCGGUUCUCUGCUUCGUAAUGGUGGUGGUGAUUCUCUAUUUCUUAAUGGUGGUAAUGGUUCCCUAUAUUGUAAUGGUGGUGGUUCUCUAGUUCGCAAUGGUGAUGAUGGCAAUUCUCUGGUUCGUAGUGGUAGUGGUGGUUCUCUAGUUCGUGGUGGAGGUUCUCUGGUUUGUAAAGGUGGCAAUGGUAAUUCUCUGGUUCGUAAUGGUGGUAAUGGCGAUUCUCUAGUUCGUAAUGAUAGUGGUGGUGAUUCUCUAGUUCGUAAUGGCGAUGAUAGUGAAAAUUCUUUAUUCCCUCCCCUAUAA
Messenger RNA from Diversispora eburnea, 470 nucleotides. The record is from the annotation of a GenBank genome assembly. NCBI's taxonomy places the organism in Eukaryota, Fungi, Glomeromycota, Glomeromycetes, Diversisporales, Diversisporaceae.